Messenger RNA from Linum tenue, 135 nucleotides. NCBI's taxonomy places the organism in Eukaryota, Viridiplantae, Streptophyta, Magnoliopsida, Malpighiales, Linaceae. The record is from the annotation of a GenBank genome assembly.
CCCAAAGCCUACACCUUUUUAAAUCCAAUCAUAGAUAUUAUCCCAGUAAUCCCUCUCUUCUUUUUUCUAUUAGCCUUCAUUUGGCAAGCUGUUGUCCCGAAGGUGAACACUUUCCGAAUUCUCGGAUUGGGCUAG